UUGUUUUUAGGGUUUAAAGACUGCCAGGUUUUGCGGGAAAAGUUGAAGCAAAAGCCAAAUUGUUAUUUUUUCACAGGCCUGCUGCGAUUUAUUUUAGAGCGAGCAAAAAAGGACUCAUCGGUGAUCAGUCUGGAAAUGCCAAAACUGCGACCUCCCGGAGGAACAAUUAUUGUAUACGAUUGCCAUGGAAUCGAUCAGAAUCGUAUCCUUCACAAUGAUGGGUAUCGUUGGGGUCGCUCAAAAGGUGUAAAACUGAUUCAGAGUGUUGGCAAUAAACUUCUACGCACCUAUCAUUUCCUCUACAGCCCGACGAAUCCAGCCGGCGAUCCGUCUUUCAAGAAGUAUCGUUUCUCUCUCAAAGGAGAAAAUUAUGGCUUAAUGGUUAUGCACUAUCUUGGUGACGAGAAACGUGCAGCCGAAGUUUCCGCUAGGUGCAUGCGGAACAGCGACCAGAUGGCAGGGGUGGAUUUUGAUGAUACACAGCAAAGACUGUUGGAAUUGCGCUCAGUGCAUCUGUUGACACCGUCAGCUCUCGAUGCCCGGUCAUCCGAGAAAGAACGAAAAAAGUACUGCCAAGUGAUACUGACAAAUGUUCGCACUCUCCAGCGCCAUUUGUUGUAUGAAAACGGAGAAACAUUCGUGGAGCGAAUUGAAUUUGAUGAAUCGAGCACGACGCUGGUUUUUCUUUUUUGUUACCCGCUGAUCGAGCAGCUGGUUUCGCUGUCAGCUUUUCUGCAGCAAACCACACCAAAUCGUUGCAUCCAGCUUCUUUAUCAUACCGAUUGCAUUUCUUCCAAUUACCACUUAUCAACACUGGCAUUUCAGCACUCGUUCUUCGAAGGUGAUCAGGUGAUGCCUGUGGCUUUUAUGGUUUAUUCGGCAAACUCUGACCGUAAAAGUGUCCAUAAUAGUUUUCUCUCAACAUUUAACGACAGGUUUGGCGAACAUCUCAGUGGACGUAUUGUGAUUGUCACUGGCCGAAAUGUCUGUUUCUCAGCGGAAUUUUUUCCAAUUGCGGUGCAGGUGCAGUGUUGGGAUGACUUCAGAAAUGUCAAACUGAAGUAUGUCGAAGCGCAUUAUGGAAGUGCCUAUCUCAAGGACUAUUCCAACGACAUGAACAUCUUGAUGAGUUGCACAUACGAGAAGCUUUUUGACGAUAUGUGGGCCAAGAUAAGCGCCUGUAAACGGUAUACUGAACGCCCCGAAGUGUAUGGCUUUUUUGAUAACGUUUGGAAACAUUUCAAGUCUUCAAAUUCAAUUUGGAAUUUGAGGAAUUGCGGUGUGAUGGAUCCUGACAAAGGUAUUUAUUGGAAAGCGUGUAAAGGUUUGAGCAAGACUGUAUGCCAGAUGCGUGAAAAUGCUGCAGAUCUUGAUGUCAUUGUUAUUUCCUUGUUUUUAUUAUCAAAUGCUUAUCGGAGACACUUUAUCGCCGGCUUGCAUCAGUCAGGCGCUUGGCGACUGAAGAAAUGCUACAGGGAUCGCUUCCAGCAAAGUCAUUUGACGAUUGACUGACA
This is a messenger RNA of Gongylonema pulchrum, 1514 nucleotides long. NCBI's taxonomy places the organism in Eukaryota, Metazoa, Nematoda, Chromadorea, Rhabditida, Gongylonematidae. The record is from the annotation of a GenBank genome assembly.